AUGAACGUCGUUCCGGCGCGUGUUGCCGGUGUCGAUCGCAUCGUGAUGGUGGGGCCAAGCCCGGACGGCGUUCUGAACCCGCUCGUUCUGGCGGCCGCCAGAGUUGCCGGCGUCACCGAGAUUUACCGUAUUGGCGGUGCCCAGGCCGUUGCCGCACUUGCCUUCGGUACUCAAACCAUUUCUCCGGUUGCCAAGAUCGUCGGUCCCGGAAAUGCCUUUGUUGCUGCUGCAAAGCGCCGGGUGUUCGGCACCGUCGGCAUCGACAUGAUUGCCGGGCCUUCCGAAGUUCUGAUCGUAGCGGAUGGCGACAACAAUCCCGACUGGAUUGCCGCCGAUCUGCUGGCUCAGGCCGAGCACGAUACGGCCGCCCAGUCCAUUCUGAUGACAGAUAGCGAAGAUCUGGCCGUUCAGGUGGAAAGAGCAGUGGACGCGCAGCUGAAUACGUUGCCGCGCGAGCAGGUGGCAAGGGCCAGCUGGCAGGAUUUCGGUGCGAUCAUUCUGGUGGAGAACCUUGAGGCCGCAAUGCCGCUGGCCAACCGGAUCGCGCCCGAACACCUGGAGCUGGCUGUUGCCGAUCCGGAAGAUCUCUUGAAAAAAGUGCGCAAUUCGGGGGCAGUUUUUCUCGGACACUAUACGCCGGAAGCGAUUGGUGAUUAUGUCGGUGGCUCCAAUCACGUGUUGCCCACGGCGCGGUCUGCGCGGUUUUCCUCAGGUCUCUCCGUUCUGGAAUUCGUCAAGCGCACCUCGAUCCUGAAGUGCAAUGCGGAUAAUCUGCGGGCUCUUGGCCCGGCGGCAAUCACACUGGGCGAAUCUGAGGGGUUGUCGGCGCACGCGCGCUCUGUUUCCAUCAGGUUGAACAUGUAA
Molecule: messenger RNA, 864 nt
Organism: Effrenium voratum
Lineage: Eukaryota; Dinophyceae; Suessiales; Symbiodiniaceae
Source: the annotation of a GenBank genome assembly